AUGGGCCUGUCAACCCGCUCAACACUCUCUUUAGUGCUCGCACUCGGCACCUUCGCCCCAGUCGUCUCGUCUUCUUGCAUUCCAGACGCCCCGAGCAACUUGCUGGCAGACCCGGCCAUCCUGCAACACCCGGCAGUCACGGCAGCAUUCGAAGAGGUCGAACGCACCCUCUCGAGUCUUUUCACUGGCAGCACACGUGACGGCUUCAGUUUCGCUAUUAUCCACGCCUCGAGCCCCGAAAAAGCAUAUGCCUUCAAUCAUGGGGUGCUCAAAAUGAACGAGACGUCUGCCAACGACACUUCUAUAGUAGCACAGGUCGACAGUGACUCGAUCUUUCGGGUUGCCUCCAUCUCGAAAAACAUCGCUGCUUUGUCGGCAUUGGUCGUGGAGAACGAGAGCAGGGCCCACGCCGCUUUCCCCCCCUUGACCCUAGACACGCCUGUCCGUCAUGCGCUUCCCGAAUUUGGAUUGCCAGAAAAAGACUGGCAAAACGGUGGCAGCGAGAUCACUCUGUCGAUGCUCGCAACCCAUAGCUCGGGCAUUCCUAGAGAGGGCUAUGUGACAGACUUUAACAUGGUGAGAGGGCUUGCUAAAGCCGAUGCCGAGACCAUUGGUGCUGAGUGGGCUGGAGUGAGCCCCAGCCAAGUCAUCGAAUCCGUCAAGCAACGCAACUUGAUGUUCGCUCCUGGGCAGCGAGCCGCAUAUUCAAAUGCCGGCUCCUGUAUCCUCGCUUACGCUGCAGCGAACUACCACAACCAGCUGGCAGGCACAAACCAGACAUGGACGGAGUACGCCACAUCCAGCAUCCUAGACCAUCUAAACAUGACGCAUUCGUUCUUCGGUGCCAUCCCGGACGCCCUGAUCCCAAACAUAGGCGUCCCCGGUGGUCCCAACUGGGUCGACCUGGUCAUCGGCCCCGGCUACGACCCAGCCGGAGGCAUGUGGAGCUCCGCCAACGACCUAUCCACCUACCUCCACCGCAUCUGGCUCGCCCCCACCCCCGCCCUCAUCACCCCCACCCAACGCCGCACCUCCCUGCAGCCGCGCCUCGCCCUCCCCGACGGCAAGCAGCUCGUCGGCUUCGGCUGGGAAAUCAUCGCCGCCACCGACGGCGCCACCAACAAGACCUACGCCAUCUACGGCAAGUCCGGCGACGCCGGCGGCUCCCACGCCUGGCUCGACGCCGUCCCCAACCUCGGCUACGGCAUCGUCGCGCUGUCCCAGGAGAGCCAGGCCGCCGACGGUGGCGACUACGCGCGCGUCGUGCCGACGGCGGUGCGCGACGCCGUGCAUGCGGUGUUGCUGCCGGCGUUUGCGGAGGCGCUGGGGGGCAGCUUGCGGGGGAGGUAUGCGGGGAGGUACGCUGGCGCGCGGGAUGGCGGCGCGAUUGCGGAUGAGGUGGGAGGAGGAGUCGGCGGCGCGAAUGCGAGUCGGGCGGAGUCGUUCGCCCGGCUGGAGGUCGAGGAGUCGGGGGCGCUGUUCGUGCGCGAGCUGGUCGUCAAUGGCACCAGCGCGUGGGAGGGCCUGGACGCGCUGGGGUGGACGGCCGAGAGCAAGGCGCGGUACUUUUCGACGCCGAGGGGGGUGAGCUUGCAUCCGGCCGAGGGCGCGGGCGAGGCGGCGCAGUUUGGCGGGGGUGGUGUCGCGCAGGUGUGGAGGGUCAUCCCGGAGUCGGAGACGUGCGACUGGUUUGAUUUUGAUGGGUAUACCGACCAGAGCGGAUGGCCGCUUAGCAAGAUUGUGACGGUCGAGACGGAGCGGGGCGUGGAGCUGCAUUAUCCUCCGUACGAUAUCGUGCUCACCAGACAGUGA
Molecule: messenger RNA, 1812 nt
Organism: Diplodia corticola
Lineage: Eukaryota; Fungi; Ascomycota; Dothideomycetes; Botryosphaeriales; Botryosphaeriaceae
Product: penicillin-binding protein
Exons: 6
Coding region: 1-1812 (603 amino acids)
Source: RefSeq, a predicted model, not a curated record